AUGGCCUCAGAACAGAACUCAAACCAGCAUGUUGUUCAGCCUUCCUUUGUCGAUGAAGGUUGUAAUGAAACUGUUGGUAAUGUUGUCAACAGUUUUUCGCUGCCAACCAAUCAUGUCGAAGUAUCUGGUCCUUCCAGUCCCAACACUGUUUUGAUUACCAAUCAUGCUGAAUCAUCUGCCCUGAUCAGUCCCUUCCCAAAUCAAGCAGUUGCUGCAUCUGUUCUCAUAUUUGUAGUUCAAACUAAUGCUGCAUCUGUUCCCAUAACUGCAGCUCAAAGAUACAUUGCUGACAUAAAUGGACUGAUUGAUACAAAAAACAUACAUUUCUUCAUUGUUGCCCGGAUUAUGACGUUAUGGAAAGUACCCGAGUCUUCCAAGAACAGCAAAAUUAAAUCGAUGGAGAUGACUUUGAUUGAUGCUCAGGGUGGUAAGAUUCAGGCUACUGUUCCGGGCCGCAAUGUGAAAGAUUUUCAGGAUAUCUUAAAAGAAGAUCUGAGAGGGCACAUAAUUGCAUACAGUGAUCCUAUUGUUGACUACGGAAAAAAAAGGAUGUCUGUUGAACUUGAAGAUGAAAGGUUCAAGUUACAGGUAUAUGUCAGGGAUGCAUCUGGUAGCAGAAUUGUAACCCUAUGGGACAGGAUGGUUUACAAUUUCAUCAACAAGACUGCUGGUGAAUUAGGUCAGAAGGAGGGGAAGGACUAUCCUAAAAUACUUAAUGAAAUCAUUGGGAAGAAAUGUCUUUUCAGGCUGGAUGUAUCUAAUUUCAACAUACGUAACAGUAACAAUGAGAUAUCAAUUGCUAGGCUUACUACAGAGGCAGACAUUAUUAAGAAAUAUCUAGAUGAUGUUGCUGAAGAUCAAACUGCCGUCUCUUGCACUGAUCAUACUGACAUGGGACUUCCAGGCGAUGACAUUGCAGAGAGUCCUCCCUCAAAGAAUAAGCUACCUGCAAGUGCCGACAUUGAUCCUGAAAUGAGUGCAGAAUACUAUCAAACCUUAACAACUAAUCAGGGCAGUACUGCAAAGACUGCCAUUUCCUGCACUGAUCAUACUGACAUGGGACUUCCAGGUGAUGACAUUGCAGAGAGUCCUCCCUCAAAGAACAGGCUACCUGCAAGUGCCGGUGAGGAGAGUGUCAAAUCAAAACCCAAUAAGCGUGCCAAAAAGCUAAUUUUUCUUGGUGGAUCUGAAUGGAAGAAAAUGUUAUCAGAUCAUGCAGAUGUUUUGGAGGAAGCUACAACUGCAGUUUUACAGUACGAUGGAAAUAUGAGUUUCACUAUUCUUUUUUCCAGAGCUAAUGGAGUUGAAAUACCAGGCUCUAUCAAAAUUGAUGCUCCAGGAAUCCGUACGGUGUUUGUUAAUAUUCAUAUUAAUAAGAAAAGGAGAUGUCAGUUGUAUGGAUAUGCACUUAAAAGAAUUUCUCACAGAGAUUGGUAUUUCGCACACAUCAAAGAUCUGAAUUUACACAUUGGCAACCGCUUCCUCAUGAAAUUAGAUGAGAACUCAUUGAACCGUGCUGUUGUUGACAAACGGUUCUUUUCUGGGACACAUUGGCCUUCAGAACAUAACAUAGCAAAGGCCGUGGAUGUUAAGCAAUACAACUGGGAAUUCAUGGUCUACAGGGAGGAGAAUGAAGCAGCAGGUUUUGAAGGCCCUAAAUGGGAAGAGUUUGUUGACUAUUACUUUAAUCAUCUUAAAUGUAUCAAUGUCAUUUUUAUUUACACUGGAAAUUUAAAUUUCCAUUUGCGAAUUUUUGACAAUAAAGGUUACUAUUGUAAUCUGAUGCGUGAAGAUUCAGAUACAUCUGAUGGUGAGAUUGAUUCAGUUGCCUACCUUCGUAGCAAUGGAGAUCAGAAUACGUUUUCUGCAAUUAUGAAUAACACCCAAAUUCAACGUGGAAAUACCAUAGCAUAUGAUCAAGAGGUUGAAUGUAGAAGAUUCAUUAAGUGCUAUUUUGUACUAUGA
This is a messenger RNA of Oldenlandia corymbosa var. corymbosa, 1965 nucleotides long. NCBI's taxonomy places the organism in Eukaryota, Viridiplantae, Streptophyta, Magnoliopsida, Gentianales, Rubiaceae. The record is from the annotation of a GenBank genome assembly.